ACAUCUUUUUCUAUUAAAAAAGUAGCACUGGUGAUUAUUAAUUAAUUAAAUUAAUAACAUUUAUGUACCGCCCCUCAUCACAAGAUCUCAAGGUGCUUCUCAUGACCCCCCCCCCAAAAAAAGUACCAAAAAUGUUGCAACAUCUUUUAUUAUGGUAGGAGCUGGUUCAUUGGGGGUUGGUUACAGGUUUUGAUCAGGCGUAUUUACUUCCUGUGCAUGGCAAGGAAACUGUAGAGAAGUGGUAACUAGAUGUGCCUUACUCUAGGGUUACAAUUUGCUUACAAUCCUUGAAUCAGAUGAUUCAGUAUGUCAUCCUCCCAAACCACGCAUUACUUGUCAACUGCGCGCACUGAUUUAGGGGCUGGUCUGCAUGGUAGAAUAAGGAAUUGUCUGUGCAGUUGACAGUGUCUUGUCUGAUUUAAGCCUUCCCCACCCCUAGUGUCCUAUGUGUUGACUUCCUGUGUACAUGAAACUUGUGCAGUCAUGCAUGUAUAACUUGUACACUGGAGGCAGGGAUCGAAGGCUUGAUCCCACUUCCACCUUAGUUGCAUUGAGUCUACGCAGAUUUUUAACAUCUCCACAGGUAAUUUUGACUGCAGUUGUGUGCUUACUUAUCUGGAAAUAAAUCCCAUAGAAUUAUGGGGCUUACUUCUGAGUAAACAUGGAUUGGUUUGUAAGGGCCUUUUGAAAGAAUAUGGCUUCACAUGGGUCUAGCCGGGGGACGGGGACGGACGGACAGCUGCCCCCCAAAUCAAUAAAAAUACAUUGCAAACUGAGGUUCUGCCCUACCCAACAAAAAGCCUGCCUGCCCCCAACAAUAUCCUGGCUACACCCAUGGUUUUUGCAGAGGGAGUAUACAGUACUGCUGAGAAUAAUCCAAACACUGUUUCUCUUCAGGACUUCUGUAAUAUAGUAUCACACAAAUGAGUUGUGUUAGCAGGGAAAACUCUUCUUCCUUCAGUAAGUUUGGGAGAGUUCUUCUUAGGCAGCCAGUUUUCCACAAUAAUGCAAGCAAAUUUUGGCAGCAUUUACCCAUAAAAUUUAAUGUAUUAAAAUUAGGAUACAGCCAUUAUGCCUAUUACCUUGUUCUUCUGUUCAUCACAUCACCCAGUCUUCUCCUCUGUGUGCACUGAGGGCUAUUUAGCAUCUUGCUCCUGGUCAUUGAUUUUGACUUUGGGGUCUAGGAAAUGGUCAUUCAGAGUGAAUAUUUUUGGCAGUAUACUUCAAUCCCAAGUAUUUUAAUUGAACUUAUUUACAAAUAUAAGCAUUUAUUGAAUGUUUACUCUGUUUGGAAGUAGGCACUUAGUAAGCAGUGUUUGAGAAAAGGACAUAGCAGUAUGUGGAAGGUGUUGUACAGUAUUCCUUUGUGUAAAAAAAACAUUGCCUGUUACUGUACUGCCACAAGUGUGGACAGGUGUGGGGACUGGCAAAGUCUUCCUUUGUUGGAACUGGACAUGCUGCAUCUAGUACAUUCAGUUCCCAGUAAGAAUCUCAUUUGGACAUGCUCUAACUCCCAAGUACAUUCAAUUUAAAUUGAGGCUGGCUUCUGGAAGUGUAUGGUGUGUUCCAGUCUGGCUGCACUGGCACAGAAGUACAAUUGGAAAGGGCAGUUAUUUUAAAUAAAUAAUGGGGGGAAAUGUAGGUGUGAGAUUUUAAUGCCAUCUAUUCUAUGUUGAAUAACAGAAAUUAGAAUUUGAAAAUUCAGUCAGAUUGUCUACAGCCACCAACAGUAGAUGCUACAAAAUUGUUCCCUAGUAGUCUAUAUUUCUGUAGUGCACUAUCAGUGAAGUUUAUAUUUUAAUAACCUUAGCAAGAGAGCUUCCCUCUAUUAAAUAACUCUUGCAUGCUGUACGUUGAGUAACAUAUUGGAAACAUCUCUGUGCUGCACAGCUGCCCAAAUAAGAAAUGGCUAAGUAAUGAGAGAACUGAGGAGCAUAAACAAGUGUUCAUAUUUGAUAAAACUGGUUACUGGAAAAUUAACAUUUAUUCUCUUUUCCCUCAUUGGCUAGAACUCGCUUUCCUUUGUGUGUGCUAACACUGGUGCUUAAUUAUUAUAGUGACACCCGUUUGCAGUAACUGGACUGUGUCCCUGUUGGGUCCUUCUUAUGCCACUGUAAUAUGAAACUGUCAGGCAAGGCGGUCUGUGCAUUAUAAAUAGGGUACUUCAUCCAUGAUAAGCGAUUAUUAUCUUUCUUUCCCAAGUGUAAAAGGCCUAUAUAACUCAAGAAGGUGCGAGUGAUUUAGGCCUCCUGAGUAAGGCUCCAAUGAGUCCUGAAGGGGACCCUACCUAUGUUGUUGUCUUGUUAUUGAACUUGAAAUAUUCAAUUUAUUAUAGUGGAAUAUAUUUUCAGAAGUCAGCACUGGAUAAAAUAAUGUUGCAGGCUGUUAGACCAACAGUAGCACACGAUUUAAUGCCCCUCUGUGAUGGCCUUCUAAAAACCCUCAUCACCUUUGUUAUAGAAGAAAAUUACUAUUGACAUUUACUAACCAUACGUGAGGAAAGGCUGUGCAGAAUUAUAUCAAUUAUUUAAAAAGAAAAUGCAUUUAUGUGGUCCUUUUAUUCUAUACAAUUUCCUUUUGUUGCGCUAUUAGGUUUUUCAUCCAGGCAACUACUGCAUGUGAUGGGCUGGCCAAUUCACAAACCCAUUAAGUCAGAACACUUGCAUUUAAAUCCACUUGGCCCUUUUGAAAUAAACUGCCCCAAAGACAAUCAGACUGUCACCCUCAUGCCUAUAACCCAUUUACUUGUAAGAAAGUAGUACUAUUAAUUUCAGUGGACAUUACUUUCAUAUAAGCAUGCAUAAAAUUGCAGCCUAAUCACUCAGUCAGUUGUACAUAGAAUCAGGUGCUACAUUUUCCCUGCUUCUGAAAUCACAAUUUUUCUAAUCUAAAUAAUCCCCCCACAAAGAUGCUAUAAGUCACAUGGAGGAAAUAAAACAGGUACCUGAACUAGAUGGCCCAUCGGCCUGACUCAGCAUAUGGUAGCAUCAUAUAUUUUAUUCUGUUGCUCUUUUAUGGUGAGCCUCCUAUCUCACCUGAAUCCUGAUUAACCUACCAGAUUUCUUCUGGUCUACCUAAACUUUCUCACUGUGUUCCAGUCUGAUUGUCCUUUAUUCAGUUACACAGCUGACCUGGAGAAGCUGACCUGUUAGAAUCUUGAAUGUAAAGGUUAAUGAAGUAGUUUCUACCCAUUCCCUCUUGAGAUGUUCACACUUCUGCUGUUGCACACCUUAAUAUUUAAACCUUGGAUUUUCAGAUCAUGCUUGGGAGAAUCCUUGAGCUUCCUUUGAGGUUAAUCUGGUUUCCUUGGUGAAAAAAAUGGCAGUGGUGAACAAGCUUCCUAGAAUAGAUAUUUCCCUGCAACAAAGAGCCACAGGAUGGCUGGCAGUCAGGAGAGCAAUGCAUCCCUCUUCAGUGAUCAGACCCCAUCCCAGGAAAGUUCUCAAGCAAAAAGAUCCCAGAAUUAUGAAGAGGAGACAUUUUAUAAGAACUGCAGAGCAGCCUAUUUAGCUGUCUUCAAAAGCAGCUUGGAAAACAUUAAAUCAAAAGAACAACUGUGUUUGGUACUUCAGCAAGCUGGAAGAAAUCCAUCUCAGAAGACAGUUAAUAAAUACUGGACGCUGCAAACCACCACACUGAAUUUUGAUGAUUUUUGCUUCAUCUUAAAACAAGAAGAACCUGUUAGGAAAACAGAGCUGCUCAAAGCAUUUGCAAAAAUAGAUGUAAAUAAUGAGGGCUGUAUUUUACAUAGUGAGCUGCAUAAACUUCUUACAACUAGAGGUGAAAAAAUGACCCUUGAUGAAAUUAAUGCAAUCACCGAAUUGGUGGAAGUGAACAGUGAUGGAAAGUUUGAUUAUUACAAGUUUUGUAAAUUGUAUAUGACAACCAAUGAGCAAUGUCUGAAGAAUGCACUAGAGAAACUGGAGGUUGACAGUAAACUGAAGCGUCAGCAGUUUGGAAGUCAACUUGAGACUUCAUCAGAACUGGCUACAUCACUAAUAUCAAAAACAAUACCAAAAACUGCAAGGAAAACAGAAUCCAAACCAAUGCUAAAAAGAGGUCACUGCAAGACUUCUUCACAAUGUUCCUCAGCCCCAAGUUACAAAGCAUCUGUUUCUUCCACUAUCAGUAUGGGUGCCAGCAGCAACAAACAUUCGAAGCUCAUUGAGGCAAAUGCUGCAAAGGAAUGGCAACACACACAGUCCAAAGGAUGCUUCUUCUUAGAGGAAAAUGGAGAGAUAAUUAGUCAUAAAUAUAAGUUGUUUUUAUCUCAGAGAUCUACAGUAUGCAUAACCAUUAAUCCUGUGAACCUUCACGAAAUGGAAGGAAAACCCUCUCCUUGGUUAGUGGUGGACACAGCUUUGUACAUACUCAAAGAAAAUGAAGCUGAAGAAAACAUACAGCUUGUCGGCUUCACUGAGCUACGAAAUAAAGAGGUUUUUGGUUGGAGAGGGGAACUUGAAGGUGGUGUCUAUUGGAUAAUUCCUUUCACCACAGGCUGUAGAUUCAGAAAAUCAAAAAAGCAAAUUAGAAGAGAAGCCAAACUUGUACAUGGAGAUGGAGAAGUCACAGCUACCAAAGAGUUCCGAGCAGCCUUAUCAGAAAUAUUUGAAAUGAUUGAUUUGGAUGGGAAUGGCUUUCUCAGCCUGGAAGAGAACAACUUCUUUGAAAUGAGAACUAGUGGAGAAAAGUGUGAUGAAGAAGCUUGGGCCAUAUGCAAAGAGAAUUUUGAUAUGAAGAACAAUGAACUCACAAGACAGGGAUUUAUGGAUCUGAAUCUCAUGGAAGCCUGUCAACAAGGCAGGGAUCUUAGCAGCUUCUGGAUGACUUUGCAGUCAAUGGGCUACAACAAAGCACUGGAAUUGACUGAGGCAUGCCCCUUUUCCAUUCACGUCUAUGCAGAAAAAUGCAAACCCAGGAUUCAACCUGUUUGUCUGGAAGCAGGUGGUGAGCAACUUAAGACAGCCAUUUGUAUGAGUGUGGCUAAUAAAGGAGACGCUAAGCCGAUGGAUGCCAGUGAAAAUAUAGUUAUUCACACUUAUAAAAGUGAUACACGGAUCACGUCUGUUAUUGAAAAUAAGUCUGAAAGCAAAACAGUAAUUCACCUCAACAAUGAGCAAAGUAGAAACUGUGUCAGUAAUAGAGGGCUCAACACUUUUGCCAUUGAAGUGGCAUCCAACUCCAUGAUGGUCUGCCAGCAUGUGAUGCCACAGAAUGAGCAAGAAGAAUGGAUAUACAGCUGUGUUUAUUCUAUCUUGCCUUAAGCUAUCAUAGGUAGGAAAUGGCAUUCUCCUGGUCCUUGUAGAAAAGAUUCAAUCUUGCACUACACAUUGAUACAUGGAUGGCUUGAUUUAUCUCAUCAUUUUUAAAACCAAGAAUCUGUUCCUCAUUUUAGAUUAUUGUGGUUAACUUUUCAAGAAUCUGUAUCACAAAUCUUCAGCCUUUGCCUUUCUAUACCAUUUCAUACAUAAGCAGGGGACUUAACAGAGGUGGCCUGAGCCAAAGAACACGUUCUAAUAUUCCUAGGCAUUUCUGUGUAUAAAGACAAACAUCAGAGUGCAAUAUGAAGAUGAUGCCUCAUAUCAAAGGUUCUUAGCUCCACUUUCAAAACUGCAGCUUUCUGUGAUUGCAAAGCUGGCUGUGGCCUUUUAUCUGGAAUUUGGGUCUGAAAUGGUCGAUCAUGCAUUCAUAAUCUUAAACCUGUACUAUUGCUCCAUGUUCAUAUACAACUGGUCAUGAAGAGACUGCAAAAACUGCAUCUGUUAUAUAAUGAGCAGGUCCACCUCAUUCUCAGCCUUAUGGAUUGCCUGUAACCUCCAUGGUCUGUGUUAUCCUUCCUGCAGGUGAUGGACUUGACCUACAGAGCCCUUGAUAGCUAAAAUCCAUGAUAUUUUAAAUAUUAACCCCUCAUAUCACAAUAUCUAAGAUAUACCAAGAGGGCCCAGUUGAUUAUGGCAAGCAUGUGAGGAGUACAUAGAAUGAAUUUACAGAGCAAUAUUUGCAAUGGCUCAUCCACAAAAAUUAACUUACAUUUUUGAAGAGUAGCCAAAAUCUGAGCUUGCCAUCUUUUGGAAACAGUGUGAAAACAUUUUAUUUGUUCUGGCUUUGGGUGGUGAGAAUUAAUACAACCAAAAGCAAUAUUUAGCAUGACUAUUUUUAUGACAGUGUUAAUGUGUGGAAUAUAUAUAUAUAUAUAUAUAUAUAUAUAUAUAUAUAUAUAUGAAGUUGCUUUUUUCCAAGCUCUAUUCCUUGCUCUAAAUUGGAUUGGGGGUGGAGGGUUAAGACCAAGUAAAGAAACUGUGUUUAACCCAGCUCGGGUAUGAGAAUUGUAAACUGGCAUAAGCUUGCUCACCUGAGCUGUAAUAAACCAGGCUGUGUGCACGUUUAUCAGUUCUUCCCCUCCAUUCUAAAGAGUACAUCCAUUCAGGGUGGGACCAGACUGUUGGUGCUUAAACUAAAGAAGUAGCAAAGCAGCUUUUGAACUGAUUGUGGAAAGCCAACAGGAGCUGAGAAGUAUUGGCUCGGGAUAAAACAUCCCUAAGAGAUGUGGGUGAAAAUGUUUAUGAUUGUCCAAAUGUGAGAGGAUGAUACCAAAUGCCAUAAGGUGAAAUGCAUGUGCCAGAGGACAUUUGGAAAAAGAGAGCUGGCAUAGGUGUUUAUAUGCUCAUGCUAGAUAUUGACUAGAAUAAAGAUGGAUGGACUGGAGUGCUUGGUUUUAAAGGAGAGCAUGGAUGCAGAGAGCACAAUGGAAAUGUGGUACAGAAGGCAUGGUAUGAGAUACAAACACUAUACUGUGGAUAGGGAAGGGCACACUGGAGGUGGUGUUGCUCUGUACCUCAGUGAUGUUGAGUCAAACAAACUAGAAAUCCCCAUAGGGCAGACUCGUUCAGGGAAUUCCUGUGGGUGGCAAUACUGGGCCCAAGAGUAGUAUAGAACUCUUCAGCAGGAAUGCAAACUUUGCCACACACACACACACACACAGUAUCAGGCAGACAACCCAAGAUGCAAAUUAAUAAUUCAAUUCAAGGAGCACAUCAUUAAAGCAUUAAGAUCAACAAUAAAUAAUAUUUAAUACAUUAAAGGAGGAAAGCAGCUAGAGAGGCGGUUCAACUGUUGGAUGACAAAGGAGUGCUAAAGGAGGAAAAGGAGAUUGCAUACAGUAGUUGCAAAUAAUUUAAUCUUCACUGCAAAUGAUGUAAGAGAGAUCCCUGUGCUUUAACUAACUUUCUAAGGAAUGGAAUCUUGGGAACUGAAAUAACAGUAACAAGAGAUGAAAUUCUAGACUUUAUUGAUGAAAUAAAAACUGCCAAAUCAGCUGAUCCAUAUGGCAUCCAUCUAUGAUAGAAAUUAAUGUCUGUCAUGGAAAAACUGGUGGAAAGCAUUGUUAUAGCUAGGAUUGCUAAGAAUAUAGAAGAAUAAGUCUUGCUGAAGGAGAAACAGCAUGGGUUAUGAAAGGGGUAAGUCUUGUCUAACUAACCUUUUAGAGAUCUUUGAGAUGUUAACACUCUGAGCAUAUCCAGUAGAUAUAUUGUGUGUGUGUGUGUGUGUGUGUGUGUGUGUAGUAUCCCACCCUUUAUCCAAAGAUCACAGGAUGGUUCACAACAGAAAAUGAGAAUACAAAAUAUAUAAUAAAACUAAAACAAACCAAUAACCAACCAAUAACACAUUGCUACCCCUCUUUCUAGCAAGUCAUUUUGCCAGGGGUGUGGAACUUCCAGCUGCAAAUAUAAUUAAGCCCCCUCCCAAGCCCCAAUUUAGCCCAUAAGGCUAUUUCUUCCAAGCUGCAUCCACUUGACAUCAGGUGCAGGGGAAAUAAUAAUGGUGUGUGUGUACUGUGUUAUGUGUUCUAUUAUGCAGGGCAGGCCUUACCUCAAUAUUUUAUUCAAGUUGGCACCCCUGCUGCCAACACUUUCAGCUCCCACUCCUCUGCUGUUUGCUUGCUCAGAUACUGAUUCAAGCAAGGGGUGUCAGCUUACACUACAAUCCAAUUUUAAGUUUAUAUUGAGCUUAUCUGGCAGACAGAGGGCAUUUCAAAGAGGAUUCAAAGACCAUGUCCACCCCGUGGAUACAGGGUCUUUUCUUCUUCGCUGUAUUGUCCAUCAACUCUGAUGGAAGAAAACAAUGCGGCCGAGAUAACGGCCAUAUUAAGUUUAUAUUGAGCUUAUCUGGUGCACAAAGGGCAUUUCAGUUGAUGCAGUGACCCCGAACAAACUGGACAGGGCAAUGUUCUGGAAUUUAAAAUUAGGCCACAACUUUAUUGAUUCCAGGUGUAGGUUGGAUUUGGCUUAGGCAUUGGAGGGCUGGUGGAGGGCAGGCACAUGAUAGAGUCAAGCCUAGGAUUAAUGGGUCCUCCCCAAGACACAGGUCUACAUGGAUGACCCUCCCAAGCCACUGAAGAAAGCUCUGUGGCCCAUGUGCCAUACACCUUGGAUUUUGGACAGAGACUUCCAACUAGACCCCACUAAGGGGUACCCUCUUAUUGCACUAUUCUGUGGUGGCAUUGAUGCACCACUGCGUGCCACACACACACACACACACACACACACACACACCAGAUGUUAGACUUAAAGAAUUUCAUGCAAUGGCUUCUCUGCCAAAGUUGUGACUAUUGCUAUGGGGAAGGCAAAUCCAAUAUUAAGUUUAUACCGAGCUUAUAUGGUGCAUCAAUAUCCAUCAGAUUUGUAAGCUGUUAGGGGGAAAUGACAGGUCCUGUUAGGAACCAGUAAGUGUUUAUAGAACAGGAAGCAGAGAGUAGGAAUAAAUGGAUAGUUCUUACAAAGAAGGGAUAUAAGAAUAGGACAUUAUUUUGGAUUGGUGUUUUUUAACUUGUUUAUAAAUGGCCAAGAGUUAGGAAUGAGCAAUAAGGUAGCAAAGUUUGCUGACGAUACCAAAUUGUUUAUGACAGAACAGAAAGGAGCUCCCUUCCAAAUUGGAUGAAUGAGCAUCAAAAUAGCCAAUGUGAUUGAAUGUAAGCAAGUAUGAAGUGAUGUACAUUAGGGUAAAAAAUCCUAAUUUGAUGUACGUAUAUGUUUUCAAGUUUUGAAUUGGCAGUUAUUGGCACGGAGCAGUGGUGGAUAGCUCAGUGAAAAUGGCAACCCAAUGUAUGGCACCUAUGGAAAUAAUGGUUACCAUGUCAGGGUUAAUUAGAUAAAGAAUUGAGAAAAACUGAGCCAAUACAGGUAGGUCUUUGGUGCAACUGCACUUGGAGUACUGUGUACAGUUCUGGUUUUCACAUUUCAAAAGGGAGAACUGAAAAAGUUUCAAAAUACCUAUGAGGAAAUGUUACAACUGCCUACUAAAAACAGGCUUAUAAUUUAAAUAAGGUAUCAGAUUUAUAUGACCUUGUCUAAGAAAGUGCAAGAAGUCUUGAAAAGCUAUAUUUAUAUCACAGCCACUCUUGUAGACUGGCUUCUUAUACCGUAACAGGAUACUAGGCAAGUAAAUGUCAGUUAUGAAAUUUAAACCAUGCUUAGUCAAGUGCAGAAACUGCCUGCUUAAAUCUAUCUAAAACUGUUCUCAUAUAUAUGUUUGUGUGUGUGUGUGUGUGUGUGUGUGUGUAGAAGAAUCUGUAGAACUAAUGAAAAAUGUAUCUUUGGAAAGUAAUUUUUAAACAGAGAAGCUAAAAGAACAUGUUUAAGCGAGGAAUAAUAAAUGAACUGUGUACAGUAUUCUAAAGUGUAAGGAAGGCCUCUAAAGUACAGUAUAGAGAGAUAAGUAAAAAUAAUAAAUCAAGGUACUGGUUUUUUAAGUCCUAAAUUUACUUGUACCAUUAUAUCUUAAGAAUCUAGGCAAUUGUUCCAUCAGGGCAAGCAUAGUGUGAUUUUGUGUGUAUGCAAUUUUUUCCAUCACCAAACAUCUACUGAUCCCUUUUGCUGCUCAUGAAUAAAGGCAUCCAUUUACCAAGUACAGUAUUGUCAUGCAUGGUGUCUAUGGUGGUGCACACAGAACUGUAGAGCUGGAAGGGACCCUGAGGAUCAUCUAGUCCAACCCCUUGCAAUGCAGGAAUAUGCUGCUGUCCCAUAUGGGAAUCGAGCCUGUGACCUUGGUGUUACCAACACCAUGCUCUAACCAAACUAUCCAUGGAUUUUUUAUAUAUUGGACUGAAAAAAGCCAAACAAGUAAGUCACUUCUUUCAUAAAGUAAGGCUACAUGAUCUAGCACAAUUGUUGGAGUUACCAUCUAUACAACCCAAAGACAAGGCAGAAUUCUUGUUUUCAGAGGGCUUGCCAACGUGAGCCUGCCUGUACUGUAGCUGAAAGCAUCAGCCUCUGGUAAGCUAAUUUUUAAGAGCAAAAUAAUGAGAACAGCUUUUUGUUGUUCUAAAGUAAAUAAAGUUUCAUGAAAGUCAUAUAGGAUUUGCAAAACCAUGAUUAUACUUUGGUUUGUAGGAUGCUGAAUUAUUUAAUUUUAAGCGGUGAUGGUAUUAAGUUUUUUUAAAAAAAUAAACACCUUUAAAAAUAAUGACAUUAAUAUGCAUAAAUGAUUUGCUAGAUAAUUCAAAACACCAUCCUCAUGCCACACUCUGCAGGUUACAGCAUCAUGCAGAACCUGCAAGAGGUCUCUACAUGACUUCAGAUGAGGCAAGUCUCUCUAUCACUGACCUUUAUCCAAACAAUGUUCUAAAGAAGAAAAUGGUACUACAGACAGCAACUAGCUUGACUGGGGAAUCUGAUCUUUACUAUUUAAGGGCCCAAGAGCCAGCCAUGUGAAAAGAAAAAUGGAGAUGUACUCUGACAUGAAUUUGAUUAAGAACAUAGUUGCAUCCUAAUUGAGCAAGUUCCUAUGAACUUACGUAAGAGUCACAACAAGCUAUCAAUAUACUUACUGCUCCUGAAUAUGGCCAGCUAAGUCGAAGUUCACAUAGCUCUCACCCCAAGGGGUCAGAAGAGAGACACAAAGCUCUUCUUCACUCUUAACAGGAAAGCACCAGAAUACCUAAGUGGGGAGGAAAGUAUCAGCCCUAUUUAUCUUAAAAGCAGGUAGAAAACAUCAGAAUGUUGCCAGACUUGAGAAAGUGUGUUUAUUGAUGAGAUCGGUUGCAUUGUUCUGUGUUGAAAGAUGAAAAAUGGUCCAGUUAGUUGUGAAAAGGGGUCGGAGUUAGUACCUAAUCCUUAAACCAGGUUAGUGACCUGGCUCGAAAUAGCUAACUACUAUCGAUGGUAUGUUCAUGGCAUUCCCUAGGCAUGUUAACGAUAGGUCAUUAACAGCAGAAUUGGGGAGUGAUCCAAAAGGUAUACGAGUUAAGUAAGAACACAGUCAUAAGUUAUGGAGAACUUUUUCUUUUUGAUUAUUUGUAAGUAUUUAUUUUUUAUAUUCUUAACUUGCAUAUAAAUAAAACCUAUCUUUAAAAAGUUAUGGUGGAAUAUUAGAGCUCAAAAGAAACUUGCUGCACUCCACGUAGUGCAUGGGAAACCGCCUUUAAAAAAUAAUGAUGCAGCACAGUAUUUCUAAGACUCUUUGAAAGGAUUUGCUCAUAUAGAGUUAGCCACCAUGAUGCUCUGCAGAUGUUGUUGGACUCCAACUGCCAUCAAGGAUGGGAAGCCAUCAAGGAUGGGAACUAUAGUCCAACUUUUGCAGGGCACUAUGUUCGCUACCCUGAUGUACAGCAACCAUUUUUUUAAAUGUUCACAAGCCGUAUGUCUCUAAUGCACUGCUGUUUCCCCUUCCCUUGAAUUGUUCUUUCAGAUUGGCCAUUUAGUAAUUGGACAGAAUGGAAUCCUUUCUACCCCAGCCGUCUCCUGCAUUAUUAGAAAAAUAAAAGCAAUUGGCGG
Zootoca vivipara (common lizard) is the source of this 11771-nucleotide messenger RNA. The record is from RefSeq and is a predicted model, not a curated record. NCBI's taxonomy places the organism in Eukaryota, Metazoa, Chordata, Lepidosauria, Squamata, Lacertidae.